Messenger RNA from Polistes dominula (European paper wasp), 907 nucleotides. RefSeq names its product Translocator protein (gene Tspo). Lineage: Eukaryota; Metazoa; Arthropoda; Insecta; Hymenoptera; Vespidae. Gene Ontology annotation, cellular component: mitochondrial outer membrane. The record is from RefSeq and is a predicted model, not a curated record.
AAGAUACCAAGCCGGCGUUUGUGAAUAUACAUAUACACAAGUUACACCUCAUUUUAAAUAUUAGUAGUAUGAACGAUCGUGAAAGCAUCGACUUCUUAGUAUAGUCUAAUAUCAGCCAACAGUUCAGAGCUUAUCAAGAAUUAAUAAUUAAAUAUUUGAAAAAUGAUGAUUAAAGAAUCAUUACCGGUAGUAAUUAGCGUGGUACAUCCAAAUAUCGGUGGAUGGCUAGGUAGUUAUUAUGUACGAAAAAAUCUAAAUCCAUGGUAUGCGUCUUUGAAGAAACCAUCUUGGACACCACCAAAUUGGGUAUUUGGGCCAGUAUGGACAACUCUUUACAGUUCAAUAGGUUACUCUUCGUACUUAGUAUGGCGAGAUGGUGGAGGAUGUAAAGAAGUAGCCUUACCACUUUCAAUAUAUGGUGCUAAUUUAGCUUUGAAUUGGGCUUGGACGCCUAUCUUUUUUGGAGGACACAAAAUUAAAUUGGCUUUGUAUGAUAUUCUACUAGUAUGGGGAACAUCAGCAGCAAUGGCAGUAACCUUUUAUAAAGUUAAUCCAUUAGCUGGAUUAUUAAUUAUUCCCUACUUUGCAUGGUGUACCCUUGCGUCGACAUUAAAUUAUGUAAUAUAUAGGGAUAAUCCACAAAAAGCAAUAGAAGAUAAGAAGGAAUAAGAAAAACAAUAAAGAACUUAUUGAAUUAAAAAAUAACAAUGAAAAAAAAAAAAGACAAGAAUGUAGUAAUAUUGGUUUAAAGGACGCCGCAUAUAGCAUUCUAUUUUUUUACAGUUGUUAUAAUAUCACUGCUUUUUAGUAAAUAAUAUGUGCCUUGCAUUAAAACGCACAAAUAAUUGUUGUUAGUAUACACAUGUUUAUUAAUUGAUAUGAAAUAAAGAUUAGUUAAUCAACCAUA